CCGGUGGGUGCUCCUUGUUCCAGAGGGAAGGAACUAGCGCUAUGGCAGCAGGACUUUUCCGCCUCUGAUUCUGGAAGAUGCUAGACAAAAACAUGGAACUGAUAUUCCCAUCGGUGAUUAUAAUCCUGGGUUGCGUGACUCUUUUGUUACUCCUCCAGUGGAAGAACUUGAAUGGACCCCCGUGCAUAAGGGGCUGGAUUCCUUGGGUUGGAGCUGCAUUUGAGUUUGGCAAAGCCCCGCUGGAGUUUAUAGAGAAAGCAAGAAUCAAGUAUGGACCAAUAUUUACAGUCUUUGCCAUGGGAACUCGAAUGACCUUUGUUACUGAAGAAGAGGGCAUUGAUGUAUUUCUAAAAUCCAAAGAAGUAAAUUUUGAACUUGCGGUACAAAAACCCGUCUAUCGUACAGCAUCGAUUCCAAAGAAUAUCUUUUUAACGCUGCAUGAAAAACUUUAUAUCCUGAUGAAAGGGAAAAUGGGGACUUUCAACCUAUGUCAGUUCACCGGACAACUGACCGAAGAAUUACAUGAACAACUGGAGAACUUAGGCACUCAGGGGACAAGGGACCUGAACAUCUUAGUAAGGCAUCUCCUUUAUCCAGUCAGUGUGAACGUGCUCUUUAAAAAAGGCUUGUUUCCCACAAACAAGAGGAAAAUCACGGAGUUCUAUCAGCAUUUUCAAACUUACGACGAAGGUUUUGAGCACGGGUCCCAGAUGCCAGAACAUCUUCUCAGAAACUGGUCAAAAUCCAAAAGGUGGUUUCUAGCAUUUUUUGAGAAAAACAUUCCAGAUAUAAAAACAUACAAAUCUGAAAAAGAGAAUUCCGUGACACUAAUGCAGGCUUUGCUGGAUAUCAUAGAGAUGGAAACAAAUGAACAAAGUCCCAAUUACGGGCUUCUGCUACUUUGGGCUUCUUUGUCCAACGCUGUCCCUAUUGCAUUCUGGACCCUUGGAUUUGUCCUCUCUCAGCCCAGUAUCCACACGGCCGUUACGGAAGGCAUAGCAUCCGUGUUUGGCCCAGCAGGUAAAGAUAAGAUUAAAGUGUCUGAGGAUGACUUGAAGAAACUCCCUCUAAUUAAAUGGUGUAUUUUGGAAACGAUUCGUUUAAGAGCCCCGGGUGCCAUUACUAGAAAAGUGCUGAAACCAGUUAAAAUUUUGAAUUUCACUGUUCCUUCCGGCGACUUGCUGAUGUUGUCUCCGUUUUGGCUCCAUAGAAACCCAAAGUAUUUUCCUGAACCGGAAUUAUUCAAACCUGAACGUUGGAAAGAGGCGAAUUUAGAGAAGCACGCUUUCUUGGACGGCUUCGUGGCCUUUGGAAGCGGGAAGUACCAGUGUCCUGGGAGGUGGCUUGCGAUGUUAGAGAUUGAGAUGUGUAUUAUUUUCUUAUUUUAUUAUUAUGACUGCCGUCUUCUAGACCCAUUGCCAAAACCGCGUUCCCUACAUUUGGUGGGCGUCCAGCAGCCAGAAGGACAAUGCCGGGUGGAAUAUACACAAAGAAAGUGACGUCUUCUGGGGCUCGGGAGGGUCAGGCCUUCUGGAGAGGUGACUGCCCCCUCACCUGCUGGCCUGCAGCACCUAGACCCGAGCUCGACUAAAACGUGCUGCUGAACUUUGCUUUAGUAUUUAGUUCAAGAAAAUCUCCAAAUGGUACCUGUGUUUGGACCAAGAAUCUGACAUCACUCUCACUGAUAUGAAGACCUGAAUAUAUGGCUUACAGAAAAUGUUUAAAUGAUGGAAAGAAGAGGCAUUUCUUAAGAAGUUGGAAUUCGGUUUAUGCAAAACUGUAUUAGAACUUUAAAAUAGAAAUCAUGCCAUUUGAAUGAAAAUCUUAGUACAUUACUUCACUGUGAAGGUAACAUACUUAAAUUUCUGUUUUGAGAAAGACUAGCAUCAAAAAACAUUAAAUAAUGAUUUCUGGAAAUGUCUAUUUUUCUUACUAUGAUUCUUCAUUAGCAAUUGGCAUUUUUAAGCUGUGUUAAUAUUCUUUAUUGUAAACAUGUCUGAUGUUAAAAGUAGGAAUAAAAUGAUAGCUUUCUAAGACCUGUAAAGACAGGGACCAUGUCUUACACUCAUUUCUACACUCAGCCACAUCUGGGACAGUACCUUCUCCAUAAAGUAUAUUGAAAAAGUGUUUAUAGAUUGAUGUAUGGAUUUGUAUUUUAAUUAAGGUGAAAGCACUCUUUUGACUCAAGCUGUUUGUAAUCACAGUUUAAGAUAAUAUUUUUGUUAAUGCAUGGAAACACAAAUAUAAUGAUGUGUUAAGGCAAAUACCAAUGUUUGACUCUAUGACUUGAGAUUUAUGCCUGAAAUAUUUACUUUGAAAUCCAGAAAAGAAAUUCUGUCAUGUUCAGGGGAAAUAUAUGACAAUAAUAACAGAGUGAGUGAUCAGUGAUGUCAUGAUUUGUCCUUCAAUAUUGAAUAAAAUGCUGCUUGCCUCCUUUA
Molecule: messenger RNA, 2438 nt
Organism: Miniopterus natalensis
Lineage: Eukaryota; Metazoa; Chordata; Mammalia; Chiroptera; Miniopteridae
Source: RefSeq, a predicted model, not a curated record